This is a messenger RNA of Yamadazyma jaroonii, 1605 nucleotides long. The record is from the annotation of a GenBank genome assembly. Lineage: Eukaryota; Fungi; Ascomycota; Pichiomycetes; Serinales; Debaryomycetaceae.
AUGUUGUCGCCAACUCUCACUCCCGCACCUCAUCAACCCUCAACCUCACCUCAUCUCAUGUUAAAAACCAUGGCUGAAAAGAUCAUUAAAGAAGGUAAAGCCGAGAUCCUCGCCGGGGAUAAGGUCUUCUACAACCAUAUCCAACAGUUCAAUCGUGAUUUGUCAGUAAUGGUGAUAAGAAGCUGGCACGAACUUUACCACGAUCAUUUCAAAUCCAGGAAGAGAAAUCAUGAACAGACUGAACCUGCAAACGCUCCUUAUAUCAAUAUCCUCGAAGCUUUAAGUGCUACUGGUCUUAGGUCCAUCAGAUACGCCCGUGAAUUGGACCAUGUCAACAAAAUCGUCGCUAAUGAUCUCCUUGCUGAUGCGGUGAAGCUCAUCAAUGAAAACAUCCAAUACAACAACUUAUCCGAUAAGUUAGUGGCUAACCAUGGAGAUGCUAUUAAAUAUAUGGGAUCCACAAACACAAAGUUCCAUGUUGUGGAUUUAGAUCCCUACGGUACUGCCAUGCCGUUCAUCGAUAGUGCCAUUCAAUGUAUAAAAGAUGAAGGGAUCUUAUUGGUCACCUGUACCGAUGCUGGGGUAUUGGCUGGUUCAGGGUACCCUGAAAAGUGUUUCUCGUUAUACGGGGGUAACAAUUUUGGUGGGUCGAUGAUGGGUAGUGAAAGUAAUCAUGAAGUUGGAAUCCGAUUGAUUUUGAAUUCAAUUGCCCAGAUCGCUAGUAAGUACAAAAAGUCCAUUGAACCAUUGUUAUCGUUAUCUAUUGAUUAUUACUUCCGUUUGAUUAUUAAAGUUCGUACCAGCGCCAUCGAAGUGAAAGAAUUGGCCUCUACCACCAUGAUGACUUAUCAUUGUGCGGGAUGUGGUGACAAGAUCAACCAAUAUUUAGGCCGUAAACUGGCAGAAAAGGGCAAGGGGAAGUAUCAAUAUCCUCGUGUGGUUCUCCCAGCAAGUGAAUGUCAAUAUUGUGAAAGUGCUUUCCAUUUAGCUGGUCCCAUGUAUGGAGGGAUCAUCCAUAAUAAGAACUUCAUCGAGAAAGUAUUGGAAAUCAACGCCAAAUCUGACCCUGAAGUUUAUCAAACCACAGAAAGGAUCAAGGGGAUGCUUACACUUGCGUUGAACGAAUUGGAAACCCCAUCAUAUUUCAAUUUGAACCAAUUAUCGUCAUUUUUCAAAGCUCCGCCUAUCUCCAUCCAUCAAUUCUGUAAUGCCAUUGGGUCCUUAGGGUACAAAGUGUCAUUGACCCAUGCUAAGAAGAAUUGUGUGAAGACCAAUGCUCCAUGGGAGGUCAUUUUACAGGUCAACAAACAAUGGUUAAAGAAAUGUAACCUCCAAUUGAUCGAAGACUUUGAUAACGGUAAGGUCAAUAAGACAGACAAGGUGAUAGAGAAGAUCAACAAGUUGAGGGAGAACCCCGAGAUGAGUUCCAAUUUGACCGAGGGAAUGAUUGGGUACAAGAUCUUGAAGAAUUUGAAGGGAGAGUUGACGGUUGAUUUUGAUACGGAGAAUGAAGAGAGUAUGAAGAUUAAGAAGUUGAGGGGGUUGAAGAUGGUGAGGUUUCAGGAGAAUCCGAAGAACUGGGGGCCCAAGGCCAGGCCGAAGUGA